AUGGCGGAUUACCAGCAGCACCACCCGACAGAGAAGGGUCAGGGUCGUCCUUCAACCUCACAAGUCUUGGCGGUGGUCACUCUUUUACCAAUAGGCGGCGUUCUCCUUUGCCUUGCUGGUCUGACUCUGGCCGGCUCCCUUAUCGGGCUUGCUCUCAUGACACCACUGUUCGUGGUUUUCAGCCCGGUUUUGGUGCCGGCUGUGCUCACUAUCUGCUUGGCGGUGGUUGGGUUCUUGACAUCGGGAGCAUUUGGGAUAACUGCACUUUCUUCACUCUCUUGGCUCAUCAACUACAUGAGACGGAUGAGUGGAAGUAUGCCGGAGCAAUUGGAGCAGGCGAAGCGGCGCGUUCACGAGACGGCAGGGCACCUUGGGCACAAGGCAAGGGAGACCGGCCAGAAGACUCAAGAAGUAAUGAGACCUUAG
Fraxinus pennsylvanica is the source of this 426-nucleotide messenger RNA. The record is from the annotation of a GenBank genome assembly. NCBI's taxonomy places the organism in Eukaryota, Viridiplantae, Streptophyta, Magnoliopsida, Lamiales, Oleaceae.